This is a messenger RNA of Mirounga angustirostris (Northern elephant seal), 3593 nucleotides long. RefSeq names its product THAP domain containing 4 (gene THAP4). Bases 1 to 1872 code for a protein of 623 amino acids. The transcript is spliced from 3 exons. NCBI's taxonomy places the organism in Eukaryota, Metazoa, Chordata, Mammalia, Carnivora, Phocidae. The record is from RefSeq and is a predicted model, not a curated record.
AUGCACGUCCGCCAUCUUGGCGUACGGUGGGGCCCAACGCCGGGGGCUGGGCCCGCGCGCUCGGCUCCCUGGCGGCCUGCACCGUGCGCUCCGAGGACCCCGACAGCGACCCGUGGGAGUAGCGGAAGCAGACGCGGAGGAGCGGCGGAGUCCCGGGGGGGGCAUGUUAAUCCGCCGUUCGGCCGGGCCGCCGGCGCGGCCAUCUUGCCGUACGGACGGCCCGGCGCGCCAUGCCGCCGUACGGGGCCGCCGGCCCAGAGCGCCCCCGCCCACCCCCGACGCCGCGAGCCGCGGGCUGCGCCCCGCCGGGUAUUGGGGAACCCGGGGAAGCCGAGGCCCGGCCGGGCGGCCGGGCGGCGGGGCGGCGGGGCGUGCGCCGCCAUCUUGCCGUACGGGAGCCGCGGGGGCCGGCUCCCACGUCCCGCAGCCGUGUCGCCGCGCGCCCUCCCCUCGGGGCGGUCCCGCUCGCGGCGCGGCGAGGCGAGGGCCGGAGCCUGGCGGCGGCGCGGCGGCCUGAGGCCCGAGAUGGUGAUCUGCUGCGCGGCCGCGAACUGCUCCAACCGGCAGGGCAAGGGGGAGAAGCGCGCCGUCUCCUUCCACAGGUUCCCCCUAAAAGACUCAAAACGUCUGAUCCAGUGGUUAAAAGCUGUUCAGAGGGAUAACUGGACCCCCACUAAGUAUUCUUUCCUCUGUAGUGAACAUUUCACCAAAGACAGCUUCUCCAAAAGGCUGGAGGAUCAGCAUCGUCUGCUCAAGCCCACGGCGGUGCCCUCCAUCUUCCACCUGCCCGAGAAGAAGAGGGGCACUGGAGGUCAUGGCCGCACGAGGAGAAAGGUCACCAGAAAGGCCUCGGGGGGCCUGAGGGGACACGCGAGCGGGGCGGACGGGAAAGGAGCUACAGGUUCAUCAUCGUCCUUGGGUGAAAACCUGAUGGCCAAGCCAGGGUCCCGGAAGGUGAAGCAGGCUGCACUGCAGAAUGAAACUGCGCCCAGGGCCUCCCAAGAAGCCACCAGUCCGGAGCGCACGUUGCAGGCCCCGGAAGGAACUGCAGGCGAUGGUCUGGCCACGGCUGCGGCGAGCAGCCAGGGAGCAGCUGUGGAUGCUGGUGGUGAGAGCACCGCCCCCGACCACGGUGACCUGGUGGAUAAGAGCGGCAUUUCCAUGGAUGACUUUACCCCGCCAGGGUCUGGGGCUUGCAAGUUUAUUGGCUCACUUCAUUCUUACAGUUUCUCUUCCAAGCACACUCGAGAGAGGGCAUCUGUCCCCCGAGAGCCUGUUGACCGAAAGAGGCUGAAGAGAGACGUGGAGCCCGGCUGCAGCGGGACCAGCCUGGGGCCCGACAAGGGCUUGGCCCAGAGCCCCCCAAGUUCAUCACUCACAGCCACGCCUCAGAAGCCCUCCCAGAGCCCCUCUGCCCCUCCGGCAGACGUCACCCCGAAGCCCGCGGCCGAAGCCGUGCAGAGUGAGCGCAGCGACGCCAGCCCCAUGUCCAUCAACGAGGUCAUCCUGUCAGCGUCGGGGGCCUGCAAACUCAUCGAUUCGCUGCACUCCUACUGCUUCUCCUCCCGACAGAACAAGAGUCAGGUGUGCUGCCUGCGGGAGCAGGUGGAAAAGAAGAACGGCGAGCUGAAGACCCUGCGGCAGAGGGUCAGCCGCUCCGACAGCCAGGUGCGCAAGCUGCAGGAGAAGCUGGACGAGCUGAGGAGAGUGAGCUUCCCCUACCUGAGCGGCCUGCUGCCCUUCAGCCGCGGUUUAUUUAAUUGUCAGAGUGAGAGAGCGAGCACAAGCAGGGGGAGCAGCAAGCAGAGGGUAGGCUCUCCACUGAGCAGGGAGCCUGACGUGGGGCUCGAUCCCAGGGCUCUGGGAUCAUGACCUGAGCCGAAGGUAGACGGACGCCCAACCGACUGAGCCACCCAGGCGUCCCGAAUAUAUUCGUUUUGUAAAACUUAAAGUACUACAGGAAUAUAUGGGCUAAGAAGUGGUGAGAGUUCCCUUUUCUCACCUCCCACCUUUUAGUCCUUGUUAAAACUUCUUGUGUAAUCUUUUAGAUUAUUUUCUAUGCUUUUAUGUACAUGUCUUUGUACCUGUACUGAUGGGUUGGAUAUAUAUUUUAUAUGUUUAUUGGCUCUGUUUAUGCUUUUCGUCUUACUAGUGCUUGUAAAAAUUGCUUUCAAGUUAUUCUUUGCAUUUUGAGUAUAGUAUUUUUUACCUGCUGUGUAUCGUGGAAGAUGUUUUCCUGCUUAUUGUUCAUUUAAUCUGGAUCAAUAUUUGUCUUUCUGGACAUAAUGAACACUUCGUGGGGAGGCUCUCAGUGUGACAGGCUGUUUAGGACCUCCUGGACCCCAGGGCAACAACCAUCAGCACAACCAAAAACAAAAGCAGAAAAACAGACCCACCCUGUGCAUUUCCAAAUGCACACUGGGGGAAGAACAGCUCCAGUUGAGGACCACCGAUGUACUGGUCUGCUAUCAUUUUAAAGCGGUUUUUGUAGUUUCUCGUAGCUGGUACUACUUUGGUACCUUUUUCUGUUCUCGGUCAGACUUCCCCAAGUCUGUCACAAUUACAGGUCUUUUCAAACUAAGCCUUCGCUCCAUCGAGCAAGGCUGCUUUGCUGUUUCCACUUCAUUAAUCCUCACUUCUUUCUACUUUUCUUCGGUUUUAUUUUGUUGUUCUGGCUCCUGGAAGGAAGCGCUUAGCUUCUGCAUGUGUAGUUUAUAUUUCCUGAUACGUACUCUUGAAGGUGUUUCGCUUCUUCCAUCCCGUUGGUCCCCCCGAGGAUUUAUCUCGUGCUCCUCUCAUUGCUGUUCAUUUCUGAAUAGUUAGUUCAGUCUUUAUUCCCUCUUUAACUGAUUUAGAAGGGCUUGGAAGUUUUUCAAGUGGAUGGGUUGAGGCAGGGGAGCUAAUUUUUUGAUUUUUUUUUUGACAGGUUCAAAUAUGCUAUUAAGUUUUUUUUUUAAGUUCCAACGUAAUUAACGUGCAGUGUUGUAUUAGUUUCAGGUGUACAAUCGUAGACAGGACUCUGCUCAUCAAGAGAAGUGUGCUCUAAUCCCCUUCACUUGUUUCACCCGUGUGUUUUUUCCCCCUCUCUUUUUUGUGAUGAUUUUUAAACUUUAUUGUUUCAAGGUCCAGUGAUUUGGUCACAUAAAGAUAGCUACUUUGGGGGCUCUUUUUUGGGAUUUCAUUGUGGUUUAGAUUGGCUUGUUUUUGUGACUGUUUCAUUGUGGUUUGAGAAGAAUGUAUCAGCCCCAGUAGUUGGUUACAUUGUUCUCUGUCUCACUGAGCCUGAGUCUGGCUUGUGAGUCAACAGAUCUGCGCCCUGACUUCCUGAAUCCCUCGAUCCCUGCGAGAGAGCGCAGAGGUGCCCGGUUCUGCUGGAUGUCUCCCCACCCUGUGUCAGAUGCUCAGGUGUUCCUGACGGUUGUCAACAUGGAGCACCCCUUCUUUGCCCCAGUUUAAGUGUUACUUCUCUAUCUCCUUAUUUUUCAAACUUUUUUAUAUCCCUUUAUUUUUUUUAGCUACAUUUUAACUCAAUCUGUGGGUCUUCAUUUUUUAUAGAGCAAUUGAAUCCAUUUACUUGUGAUUAUUAAUAAGUU